Messenger RNA from Babesia bigemina, 300 nucleotides. RefSeq lists its product as hypothetical. NCBI's taxonomy places the organism in Eukaryota, Apicomplexa, Aconoidasida, Piroplasmida, Babesiidae. The record is from RefSeq and is a predicted model, not a curated record. The transcript has a single exon. Bases 1 to 300 code for a protein of 99 amino acids. Gene Ontology annotation, molecular function: protein binding.
AUGCAGAUACUCAUCAAAACACUUACAGGGCAGCGCGUUCCUUUCGAUUUUGAACCCUGCGACACCGUCGCGCAGGUGAAGCGCAUCCUCCAGGAGAGCGAACGUAGGCGAAACAUUUUACGCGACACGCAUCGAAUGCAGCGGGCUUCGAACUGCAGCAGAUACGGCUCAUCUACUCCGGUAAGCGCCGUGGCGUCGCGCCAUCUCACUGCCCCGCAGGCAGACACCUCUCGGACGAGCUCACGCUCAAGGACUACAAGGUCACGCCCGGCUCUACGAUACACAUGGUUCUACAGUUGA